CCUGUCUCUUCCAGGUCCAUCAUGGAGCCCUUCUGUCCGCUCCUGCUGGCGAGUGUUAGCUUGCCCCUCGCCAGGGCUGGCAAGAGCAACGAGACCACCCCAGCGGAGAGCAACUGGACCAGCACGACGGCAGGACCCCCGGACCCCGGCACCUCCCAGCCCCUGCUCACCUGGCUGCUGCUGCCGCUCCUGCUCUUCCUCCUCUUGCUCCUCCUCGCCGCCUACUUCUUCAGGUUCCGGAAGCAGAGGAAAGCGGCGGUGAACAGCAACGACAAGAAAAUGCCUAACGGGAUCCUGGAAGAGCAAGGUACGGUGCGCACCCCUUCGGCCGGGGCGCCUCUGCCCUCGUUACCAUCGGGACACAUACAAGGAACAUUUGAACUGGCAAACAAAGAUGAAAACCGAGAGAAAAACAGAUACCCCAACAUCCUUCCCAAUGACCGCUCCCGGGUGAUUUUGAGCCAGGUUGAUGGGGUUCCCUGCUCAGACUACAUCAAUGCUUCCUACAUAGAUGGUUACAAAGAAAAGAAUAAAUUCAUAGCAGCUCAAGGACCUAAGCAGGAGACGGUGAAUGACUUCUGGAGGAUGGUGUGGGAGCAGAAGUCAGCCACCAUCGUCAUGUUGACCAACCUGAAGGAGAGGAAGGAGGAAAAGUGCUACCAGUACUGGCCGGACCAGGGCUGCUGGACCUACGGCAACAUCCGCGUGUGUGUGGAAGACUGCCUGGUGCUCGUGGACUACACCGUCCGCAAGUUCUGCGUUCAGCCGCAGCUGGCCGAGGGCUGCAAAGCCCCUCGGCUGGUCUCCCAGCUGCACUUCACCAGCUGGCCGGACUUCGGAGUGCCUUUCACCCCCAUCGGGAUGCUGAAGUUCCUGAAGAAAGUGAGGACCCUCAACCCCUCCCACGCCGGCCCCAUCGUGGUGCACUGCAGUGCGGGCGUGGGCCGGACGGGCACCUUCAUCGUGAUCGACGCGAUGAUGGACAUGAUCCACUUGGAACAGAAGGUGGACGUCUUUGAGUUUGUGUCUCGCAUCCGCAACCAGCGGCCUCAGAUGGUACAGACGGAUGUGCAGUACACGUUCAUCUACCAGGCCUUGCUGGAGUACUACCUCUACGGCGACACGGAGCUAGACGUGUCCUCGCUGGAGCACCACCUGCAGACGCUGCACAGCACCACCGCCCACUUCGACAAGGUCGGGCUGGAGGAGGAAUUCAGGAAGCUGACGAACGUCCGGAUCAUGAAGGAGAACAUGAGGACAGGGAACUUGCCCGCCAACAUGAAGAAGGCUCGAGUCAUCCAGAUCAUCCCCUAUGACUUUAAUCGGGUGAUCCUGUCCAUGAAGAGAGGCCAGGAAUACACGGACUACAUCAACGCAUCCUUCAUCGACGGCUACCGGCAGAAGGACUACUUCAUCGCCACGCAGGGUCCGCUGGCGCACACGGUGGAGGACUUCUGGAGGAUGGUGUGGGAGUGGAAGUGCCACACGAUCGUGAUGCUGACCGAGGUACAGGAGCGUGAGCAGGAUAAGUGCUAUCAGUACUGGCCUUCCGAGGGCUCGGUUACUCACGGAGAAAUAACCAUUGAAAUCAAGAGCGACACCCUGUCGGAAGCCAUCAGCGUGCGGGACUUCCUGGUCACCUUCUGUCAGCCCCUGUCCUGCCAGGAAGAGCAGGUCCGCGUGGUGCGCCAGUUCCACUUCCACGGCUGGCCCGAGAUUGGAAUCCCCGCGGAGGGCAAAGGCAUGAUCGACCUCAUCGCGGCCGUGCAGAAGCAGCAGCAGCAGACGGGCAACCACCCCAUCACGGUGCACUGCAGCGCGGGAGCCGGGCGCACAGGCACGUUCAUAGCCCUCAGCAACAUUUUGGAGCGAGUGAAAGCAGAGGGACUGUUGGAUGUAUUUCAGGCUGUGAAGAGCUUACGGCUGCAGAGACCACACAUGGUGCAAACCCUGGAACAGUAUGAAUUCUGCUAUAAAGUGGUACAAGAUUUUAUUGAUAUAUUUUCUGACUAUGCUAAUUUCAAAUGAAGAUUCCUGCCUUAAAAUAUUUUUUAAUUUAAUGGUCAGUAUAUUUUGUAAAAGUCAUGUUAAUUUAUUUCAUAGUGGACAUUAAUAUUCUUCCUAAUUUCUUUGUAUAUAUUUUUAUGUUUUAAAGGUCAUCUGCUGUAGUUAUUAAAUCAUAAAAUACUUUUUAAAAAUUGGAAUAAUGUAUUAAGGCCCCACAAGACACAUUUCUGCUACUAUCAGCCAACGUCUUAAUUCCUUACGCAAGCCUGACCUGUGAUGUGUAGAUGUCAUCUUCCCUAAGAUGACAACUUGUGCUCAUGCGACACACCAAACCAUGUCCCUUGUUUAAAAAAAAAAAAAAAAAAGAAGAUCGAGGACUUGGAAAUGGGGUCAGAAUUUACUUUCAAUCCCUGAGUUUAUAACUGAACGACAACA
Dipodomys ordii (Ord's kangaroo rat) is the source of this 2442-nucleotide messenger RNA. It is a transcript of the gene Ptpre, whose product is annotated as protein tyrosine phosphatase, receptor type, E. Gene Ontology annotation, biological process: protein dephosphorylation. The transcript is spliced from 18 exons. The record is from RefSeq and is a predicted model, not a curated record. Gene Ontology annotation, molecular function: protein tyrosine phosphatase activity. NCBI's taxonomy places the organism in Eukaryota, Metazoa, Chordata, Mammalia, Rodentia, Heteromyidae. The coding region runs from base 22 to 2028 and encodes 668 amino acids.